Miscanthus lutarioriparius is the source of this 306-nucleotide messenger RNA. Lineage: Eukaryota; Viridiplantae; Streptophyta; Magnoliopsida; Poales; Poaceae. The record is from the annotation of a GenBank genome assembly.
AUGCCCUUAAAGGCAUCUAGACAUCAUAGUUUCAUUGCGCAUGUUAGUUGCUGUUCCUAUUCUCACUCCAUCCAUGUCUUGUGCAGGAAGGAACAUGUACAGAAGUUCAUUGAUUGCCAUGUCAAGGAUGUGGCAAAGUUUGAAGCUGAGCGGGAUGAGUUGAUCAAAGUCCACAACGAGAAGAAGAUGAGGCUCAAGAAAGAGUACACGGAGAAGGAGCUGGAGCUGGAGAAGGAGCUCGACGCAGCCCUAACGGGCCUGAUGGAGAAGCAUAAGCCAGAUACCUUUGAGGCCUCCAGCUCGUAA